Molecule: messenger RNA, 465 nt
Organism: Cryptococcus wingfieldii CBS 7118
Lineage: Eukaryota; Fungi; Basidiomycota; Tremellomycetes; Tremellales; Cryptococcaceae
Exons: 2
Coding region: 1-465 (154 amino acids)
Source: RefSeq, a predicted model, not a curated record
AUGAUGCGACCGACUAUAGGCUCCUAUUUGGCAACACUGCGACAGGAGCUGGGUUCACACAACAAGGCGAGACAGCAGGCCAACCGUAACAGGAAGAGGGCACUGCAGACCGAGAUCAACAGAUUAAGUGGGGCAAAUCCCGGGUCUAAUUUUGGUCAUACAUUGAGAGAUAGAAGUAUCGUAGAUCUUGAGGAGAAUCUACGGCAGCUCCAAGUAGCACACAGUCAGAAAAGUACUCAAGCAGAAGGGAAUGGGGAUACGAACAAUCAAGGCAUGGACGACGACGGUGCCGCUUACCAAGCGAUGUCACCCAGCGUCGGGGGUGUAUCCGGCAACUGGACGAGCUUCCAGCAUGACUUGGACUUUAUGCUCCAGCAUCAGAGUACAGGAGGAUCUGCUUAUGAUCCUGAUGAGCAGCAAGGCUGGGGUUACGAAGAUCAUGAUGACGCUUAUGAUCUUCUCUGA